AACUUAAACGGGGUACUGAGGUUUUUAUACGGGUCGAAUAUUUGUUAGUAGAGAGAGCCUUUUGGCCCCAAAGGUAUUGUGACGUAAUAAGAAUCGCUCGCGUUUAUAAAAAAAGGUUUUGGACCAAACCAAACAGAACAGGUUUUAUAGGGUUUAUCUCGUUUUCCCCGUAAUCGUAAUCGGAAAGCCAAAGCCAAUCGAAUUCUCCAUUUCUCUUCUUCUUCCUCUCGUACCCGUAACUCUCUCUCUCUCCCGAUGGCCGCAUCCGCCGUCGCCUCCGGUGCUAGAUCGAUGUUUCGAGCUGCUUCGAGUCGGAGCGUCACUGGCCGCUUCGCCUCUCAAGCGAAAUCAGCCCCGCCCUUGUUUAGAGCCACUGCCAGAAGAAGUCCACUCCUUUCUCCUCUCCGUAAUCCUGUGGAACUGAGCUUCUGUGUGGAGUCAUUGUUGCCAUACCACUCGGCUACUGCUUCAGCUUUAAUGACUUCAAAGCUUUCUGUCUCUGCCCAAACCUAUGGCUGGCUCUCUGACGGCUGACACAAGAGAGGGUAGAUGAAGACAAAGAAGCCAAGAUCUGGUUUUCCUGCAAAUAACAUUUUCUAUAAACAAAUAUUAUGGUUUUUGAGGCAAUAAUAAGGCUUUAGAAAACACAUCAUUCAUUGAUGGUUCUUACACAUCUUCUUAUAAGAAAACAUGUACCACCCGACCAUUUUUUAAUGGAAUGUGUCUUCUUUUCUUGUUGGCUAUUACUGUAUUUGAGUUGAUUUGUAGUAGACACUUUAAUGCAAGUAUAAUUACUGAUUGGUCUU
This is a messenger RNA of Camelina sativa (false flax), 806 nucleotides long. It is a transcript of the gene NFD6, whose product is annotated as nuclear fusion defective 6. Gene Ontology annotation, cellular component: mitochondrion. The record is from RefSeq and is a predicted model, not a curated record. NCBI's taxonomy places the organism in Eukaryota, Viridiplantae, Streptophyta, Magnoliopsida, Brassicales, Brassicaceae.